AUGAAUUCUGGAAAACGUAAAUUUCUUAUUGUCAAAGAUGAUUUUUCAAUGUCAUCACCAUCACCAGCAAAGAAACGUCUCUUGAAAGUCAUGUCAUUGAACAACCAAACACCUCUUAUGCCAUUGAAUAUCUGCUAUCUAAGUCAACUACCGACUGAAAUGCGUGAUUUGGUCUUUUUCAAACUAUCACCAUAUGAACUACAUCAAUUAGCUAGUACGAGUAAUGUUUACUUUACAUUUGUUUUAAACUUUCUUCGAUCAUCAAUGGGUACGCAGUACUUGAAAGUCGUUUUACAAACAUCACCAGAUCGACGACGAUCGGGCGCUUGGGAGCGACUUGGUCGCUUAUUCGGACUAAUGACAAGUUUAUUCCCGCUCUCUCGUCGAAUACAGAUGAUUAAAGAAGUCUUUUUUUCUAAGUUGAAUUUGUCAGCAGACGGUACAUCACUUGACGAUCUAUCUCACAUGGGUCGAUUCCUUGGUGAAGUAACAAAACAUUGGUCGGAACGAGAAAUUGCUUGGACUUUUUCUCAAUUUGAUUCUCAUCUACAUCUGAAGAAAAAGAUCGAUCGGUUUUACUCAUGCGAACACGUCGGUGUGGAAACUGAACUUGAACAGAAUAUUCGUUCAUGUUUUCGUCUUGUUUAUUUUGAUUCUAUUCGACUUCACGCUCAUCGCGGUUGUUUAUUAAACGUUAUUCUUGACCGACAACCGAUCUGGUUUCAAGCACGACUCAUCUAUUUACUAUUCGGACCAACUGGAUCAGAUAAUAUCGACUGGGAGAAAUUUACUCGUGAUCGAACGAAUUACUUUACUUAUCCAAAUGUCGAUGAAGAACAAGCGUAUUUCGAUCUCAGUCGAGCUUUCAAUGUUCUCAGCCGAUCAGUACAUGCUCAAAAAACUUGGAAUAGUAAUAGCAAACUUGCUCUAUUCAAUGAGUUGAUUGCACAACCGACACCAUGGAAAACAGAAUACAUCGCUGAAUUACUAUUCUACUGUGGCAGAGAAUUGUUAACGAAUGUACUCAUUGCAUUUGCAAUGAAAAAUUACCACAAGGAAUAUGCACAGUUGGUUCAUUCUUUAUGUAUCGUUGCUCGUCAACGUAAAGCGUACUAUGAAGUAAUUCAACUAGCUAUUGAGGAUUCAUUUGAACGUUGUAGCGUUGGUGCUCAAAGAAAUUCAAUUAUGAUCCAUUUACAAAACGCGUUUCGUUGUAUAACGAGAAACGUUAUUGCUGUUUUAGCUUCAUCAACCAUCACAGUUACCGAUCAACUGCAUUAUUUGCAACAAUUGGAAGCUUUAGAUGCUCAGAAAGCGUCGCUUAUUUCUUAUCUUUUAACAAAUCAAUUUGAUCAAACUACUUAA
This is a messenger RNA of Adineta ricciae, 1365 nucleotides long. The record is from the annotation of a GenBank genome assembly. NCBI's taxonomy places the organism in Eukaryota, Metazoa, Rotifera, Eurotatoria, Adinetida, Adinetidae.